Molecule: messenger RNA, 3062 nt
Organism: Anopheles moucheti
Lineage: Eukaryota; Metazoa; Arthropoda; Insecta; Diptera; Culicidae
Product: MOXD1 homolog 2-like
Exons: 9
Coding region: 209-2398 (729 amino acids)
Biological process (GO): dopamine catabolic process; octopamine biosynthetic process; norepinephrine biosynthetic process
Cellular component (GO): secretory granule membrane
Molecular function (GO): copper ion binding; dopamine beta-monooxygenase activity
Source: RefSeq, a predicted model, not a curated record
UCUUGCGGUUGACUUGCAGCAGGUAGCAGCAGUUGCGAAGGAUCUACCCCGGGGUGCGUGGUGCUAAAACUCUGCAAUUGCAGCGAACAAAAGCGUGGAACUUUCAUUUCGACCCGGUGGUGACAGUGUGUGUGUGUGUGUUUGUAAGUGUUGAGAACAGGUGAAAAGCCCCGUUCGGAAAUUGGGGAUCUAACAGUGAAAACACACCAUGGGUCUGCGUGUGAACGGUGGUGUGGGCAGGAUGUGGGCGACCGUGGGGCUGCUGCUGGUGACAAUGUGCGGUUUUUGUGCGAGUUCCGGUGGCGCUACGCCCCAGUGGGAACAUCUGGUGGACUUUGAUCCCAGCUAUCGGCUGCUGUGGAGUGUUGGGAGUCAGGAGGUGACGUUCGAGAUUCAAGCCCGCACACUCGGCUACGUGGGGGUUGGGUUCUCCCGCGAUGGGACGCUGGUCGGUGCGGAUAUUGCCGUCGGUUGGAUCGACCAGGGCCACGUAUAUCUUCAGGAUCGUCACAUCCGGCCGGACAGCGACGGUGAGCCAAUUGUCGACUCCUCGCAAGACUACACGCUGCUGCUGGGCUACGAGAACACAACCCACACCGUAAUUAGAUUUAAGCGCAAUCUGGAUACCUGUGAUAUGAAGGAUGACUUCCCGAUAACGAACGACACCAUGCGUGUCCUGUUCCUGUACUCCAAGGAGAAACCGGUGAGGGGAUCGAAUACCGCCCUACCCCAGCCACUCGUUGCCUUCAAGGGUUCGCGUUCGAUCUUCCUAACGCAGCGUUCCAGCCAGGACGAGCUGUUGAAUGCACCGAGCGUUAGCAUUCUGGAGCUUCGCAACGAAGACGUCGAGCUGCCGGACAGCGAUGAAAGUCUUUACUGGUGCAAAAUCUUCAAGCUGGACGACUUCGUGCAAAAGCACCAUCUAGUGCGGUACGAGCCAGUGUUCGAUUCCAGCACGAGCGUCCUCUACCUAAACCAUCUCAUUCUGUACGAGUGCCAAGGGUUGUCGCAGGAGCUGGAGCAACUGUCCCGCGAGCGAGGCCAACCCUGCUUCCGGCUGCAACCGAUGCACUGCAACACCGUCGUAGCUAAUUGGGCCCGUGGAUCUGACGGGUUCACCUUCCCGCCGGAAGCCGGCUAUCCGCUCGAGUCACACCAGGCCACGUACUAUAUGCUCGAGACGCACUACAACUAUCCCGACUACACGUACGACUUCUCGCCGUUCUAUCGGAAGAAUCUCAGCAAGCAGCAGCGCAACAUGAACAUUAAAUCGCGCGAUGAAACGGCCGAACCGCCGCCAGAGGACAGCGAUCCGCGCUCGAACGCCGACGAGGACCUGGCGGACGAUAUGGACGACAGUGUCGCCAUGGAGCAACAGAUGGUGGACAACUCGGGACUGAAGCUGUACUACACGCACAAGCUGCGCCAGCACGAUGCGGGCGUCCUGUCCGUGGGGCUCGAUCCGAACUGGCGUCACAUUAUUCCACCCCGGCAGGAGAACGUCGUCUCGCAGGGUCACUGCAUUGGGGCCUGCACGCAGCGGGCAUUCCCACGCGACGGCAUCAACAUCUUCGCCGUCAUGAGCCGCACGCAUCUGAUCGGACGGCAGGUGAAGCUGCGCCAGAUCCGUGGAAGCGUGGAGCUGCAGCCGAUAAUGCGUGACACAAACAUCGAUCCAAGCUAUCAGGACUACCGCCGGCUGACCGUUCCGGCGCGCGUACUCCCAGGUGACAGUCUCGUUGCGGAAUGUAUCUAUGACAGCUCGUCCCGCAAAUCCAUCACUCUCGGUGGCAUGACGACCCGGGAGGAAAUCUGUAUCAUCCUGACGCUGUACUACCCUCGUCAGCGGGAGUUGACAUCGUGCCAUUCGCUGCCAAGUCUGCCGACCGUGCUACACUCGCUGGGCAUCGAGGAGCUGGCUUCGGGGACCAACCCGGUCGUGAUAGCUUCCCCGGCCGAACUGGCCGGUAUGACGCUCGAGAGACGGCUCACAUCCUACGACUGGGAGAAUCAGUUCGAGAGCUUCCAGGACGCGACCAGGCAGGGUUCCUUCAAGCCGCUCUGCUGGACACCGACCAAUACGAUGCUGCCGGGCAUCGAAUCGGAAUCGUUCAGCAGCAACAUUACGCGCUCCUGGAAACCGAUGGACAAGUGUCGAAACAUUCACACGAACCUGGUCACCGAGACCGGGCCCAACAUGAUCGACAUGCCGGCGAUGGACGAUCACGAAUCGACCAACAUGAUCGAUAUCGAUCUGAAGGCGAAAAUGUCCCGCAGUGGGCAACAGACACCGCCCACCACCAACCAUCGUCAGGUGGGUCGCAGCUCCGGUUCAACGCUGGCCGAAUCAUUCCUCGCCCUCGCAGUCGCCGCAGUGCUUGGGUAUGCCCUGCAGUAGAAGCAGGCACGGUCGCGCAGAUAAACCCAGCGUACGGAAAGCAAUAAAUACACAUACCGAUCACUCUUAUCGACGACGACGCACGCUCCCGACCCCCGGAAGCUCAUUAAACCGCACGGAACGGAAAUAAUAUAGUGCGCCCGAUACUACAACCCUCUAGGCGUGGAGCUACUGUGCGGACAGCCUCACACACAUAGACAAGCUCUCUAUCUCUCUUAUCUGUAAAUAUGUCAUGCAUCAAAUGUGUGGUUCGAAAAAGGGCUGCAGCAUUGGUAGCAUUGUAUAGGAAAGCAGAAGGCAAACUCAAAAAGCAACAUUUAAAUGGCACACAUGAGCAUGUAUAUAAUCUCAUUGAAUGUAAACCGUACGUAAUGUAAGCACAGUAAGCGCGAGGCAAAGCGAUACAUCCAGCAUUUUUUCAGGGGACGGCAGACGGCCCCACACGUGGCAAUAUAAGCGUUGAGUAAUGUGUAGUAUUUGUGUUAGAAUUGAUUUGUUUCUGUUUUCGUUUUCGCUUCCUUUGUUCAUUACAUAUCUCGCAUCUAUUAUUUUAUGAAGCAAAGUAAUAAACUGACAGGUGUCAAAGACGUAUCAUUACCAAAAUCAUCAUCAUCAUCAUCAUCACCAUUACGAGAUAAAUGUAGUUCCUUUGCGAAGGGAUGGC